AUGACGAAAAAUCUCGGAUGGGCACAACCAGGUUCGGGCCUUCAAGUCGCCCACGCAUGGACUAAGGUGCUUGAAAAAUGGGAUGACAUUCUACAGCUGACGUGGGACGACUCGUUUGUUACACUCGGCAAAGGCUCCCGCACGAAAGAGAAGGUAAAGGAGUUGCUUGUUGGCGAGUGUGACAAGUUAUUCACUGUGCGCAUCGACGACCACGAGGACGAGACGCUGGUGGGCCAGGGGGACGGUACAGACGGCGAAGCUGCUAUGGAAGUUACGGACGGGGAAGUUGCGAGUGAGGGUCGGCUACCAAUGGAAGUGCAAGCAUCGGGUGAAGAAAUUGAUUGGCCGGAUCCUCAGUCCGAGAACGACAACCAGAUAGUGCGAACUAUCGUAGAGGCGGCAUCAUCGACCUUGGUGUACACCCGCAGAGGAACAACGGGAAUGCAUGGUAGUGCAAAUCAACAUCAGGCUUCGGUGGGGAAUGGAGGUGGGCUACCAGAGAGUGUGACUAUCGAGAUAGAUGCUGUAGAGAACGGGAACGCAGAGGUGUUGCGCGGCAGCAAGCAAGAUUCUGGGCCAGGAACAGUAGAUCCAGACAGAGAAAUGGUUGCUGCAGCAAAGGCAAAGGCUGCAGAGAAGGCGAAAUCAAUGGCAGAGGAGUUCAGACGCAUAGAGGAGGUAACGCGACGUGUGCGGAAGGAGGCGGAAAUGGCAAGGGCCGCAGACGAGCGUACAAGGAGGGAGGAGGACCGGCAGAGUGUAGAUUGUGUGAAGAGGGUGAGGGCUGCGGGCGAGGCUACGGGACGCAUGGAGGAGGCGCGCCGUACAAUUGAGGUUGCUGAGAUGGCGGCGCUGGCAGCAGGGAAACUAACACGGACGCUGGAUGAAGGUGCGAGAUUACGCACCGAGGAGGAGACGCGUAGUCAACUCGCAGCAAAACAGGCGAAUGCCGCAGAGGAGCGGAAGAGAGCGGCAGAGGAAGUUAUGAGAACGCAGGCCGCAGAGAGAGCCAGGGUUGGGGCAGAGGCAAAAUUGCGGAUAGAGGAUGAGGCAGCUAGUCUGCGGGAGGACGCAGAUAGGGCGACCGCUGCAGAGAGGGGUUCAAGGCUUGAGGCAGCGGAGAUGGCACACAGAGAGGUCGAGGCGCGGCAUGCAAAGGAGGCGGCUGAGACGUCGCAGGCCGGGGAGGACCGGAAUAGGGCGGAUGAACGGCAGAGGGCAGCUGCCGCAUUAAGGGCCAGGCUAGAGGCAGAGGAAAAGCAACGCAAAGAGGAGGAGGCCAUGCGUGCGACAGAGAAUGUAGAGAGGGCGAGGUCCGCAGAUGAGGGCAAGAGAGCGGAGCAGGAACGGCAGAGAGCAGAGGCUGCAGAUAGGGUGAGUGCGGAAGCAGGUGCGAUAGUUCGUAUAGGAGUAGAUGCCCGGCGUGCAAUAGUGCAGGCAGAAAAGUCGACAGCACUAUUGGAGAGAACGAGAGCUGGAGAUGAACGGCUAAGGGAAAAUGCUGACGAGAGGGUCAGGACGGAGGCUGCAGCGCUCGUUCGCAAAGAGGAAGAGGCGCUGCGUGCUAGAGAUGCGGCAGAGAGGGCGAGGGCCGCACAGGAGCGCAUGAGAGAGGAGCAGGAACGUCAGAGGGCAGUGGCUGCAGAUAGGGUCAGGGCGGAAGCAGCUGCAAUGAUUCAUAGGGAGGAAGAGGAGCGGCGGGCAAGGGAGGAGGCAGAUGAGGCGAAGGCCGUAGAGGAGCGAAGGAGAGCGGAACAAGAACGGCAGAGGGAAGAGGCAGAGGAGAGGGUCAGGACGGAGGCUGCAGCGCUCGUUCGCAAAGAGGAAGAGGCGCUGCGUGCUAGAGAUGCGGCAGAUAGGGCGAGGGCCGCAGUGGAGCGCAUGAGAGAGGAGCAUGAACGUCAGAGGGCAGUGGCUGCAGAUAGGGUCAGGGCGGAAUCCGCUGCAAUGAUUCGUAGGGAGGAAGAGGAGCGGCGGGCAAGAGAUGAGGCAGAUGAGGCGAAGGCCGUAGAGGAGCGAAGGAUAGCGGAACAAGAACAGCAGAGGGAAGAGGCAGAGGAGAGGGUCAGGACGGAGGCUGCAGCGCUCGUUCGCAAAGAGGAAGAGGCGCUGCGUGCUAGAGAUGCGGCAGAUAGGGCGAGGGCCGCACAGGAGCGCAUGAGAGAGGAGCAGGAGCGUCAGAGUGCAGUGGCUGCAGAUAGGGUGCGGGCGGAAGCAGCUGCAAUGAUUCGUAGAGAGGAAGAGGAGCGGCGGGCAAGAGAUGAGGCACAUGAGGCGAAGGCCGUAGAGGAGCGAAGAAGCUUGGAACAUGAACGGCAGAGGGAAGAGGCAGAGGAGAGGAUCAGGACGGAAGCAGCAGCGCUCGUUCGCAAAGAGGAAGAGGCGCUGCGUGCUAGAGAUGUGGCAGAUAGGGCGAGUGCCGCAGUGGAGCGCAUGAGAGAGGAGCAGGAACGUCAGAGGGCAGAGGCUACAGAUAGGGUGCGGGCGGAAGCAGCUGCAAUGAUUCGUAGAGAGGAAGAGGAGCGGCGGGCUAGAGAUGAGGCAGAUGAGGCGAAGGCCGUAGAGGAGCGAAAGAGAUCGGAACAAGAACGGCAUAGGAAAGAGGCAGAGGAGAGGGUCAUGACGGAGGCUGCAGCGCUCGUUCGCAAAGAGGAAGAGGCGCUGCGUGCUAGAGAUGCGGCAGAGAGGGCGCGGGCCGCAGAGGAGCUCGUGAGAGAGAGGGUGGAACGUCAGAGGGCAGAGGCUGCCGAUAGGGUCAGGGCGGAAGCAGCUGCGAUGAUUCCUAGAGACGAAGAGGAGCGGCGUGCAAUAGAGGGGGCAGACAAGGCGAAGGCGGUAGACGAGCGAAGGAUAGCGGACCAUGAACGGCAGAGGGAAGAGGCUGAGGCGAGGGUCAGGACGGAGGCAGCAGCGAUCGUACGCAGAGAGGAAGAGGCGCAGCGUGCUAGAGAGGCGGCAAAAAGGGCGAGGGCCGCAGAGGAGCGCAUGAGAGAGGAGCAGGAACGUCAGAGGGCAGAGGCUGCAGAUAGGGUCAGGGCGGAAGCAGCUGCAAUGAUUCGUAGGGAGGAAGAGGAGCGGAGGGCAAGAGAGGAGGCAGAUAAGGCGAUGGCCGUAGAGGAUCGAAGGAUGGCUGCAGCGACACAGCGGAUGAGGGACGAGGCAGACCUGUUAUCUCGCAGAGAGGAGGAAGAGCGGCAUAGACAACCUGUAGAUAGGGUCAUGGGCGAGGCAGAGGCGAUUAUACGUAGAGAGGAGGAGGAUCUGCGGAGGGUUGAGAACGUCAUGCAAGGAGCGGCCAUACUAGAGGAGACUGAUGAUGGGUUUGUGGAGGCGGGAACAUCCGGAGUUGGUGGAGGUGUGGCCGGAGUGGCAGAAGUCCUGAGACGGCUAACGUUCGUCGCGCAGGCCGUGGCCAGCAGCUCCGCACAACAGAAUGCUAGGAUUAGUGGCAACCUCCGCCAACUCCAAUCUGCGUGUACGCGCAUUGCCCGGUGGACAGAGGACUACAACGAAGACACUGAAAACAUGCUGCGGGAGUACAGAGAGGCUAAGGCGAUAGCUAUCAUCGAACGUCAGAGGGCAGCGCAGACACGCACGGAAAUCAACACUUCUAUACAGGGGCUCCAUCGCAGAGUAGCGGAAUCAGUUCAGCGCGCAGUGGCACGGGAGUACGUGACGCUGUUGAGCUCGUUAAAGGAGCAUGUGAAAGAGGGGGUAGAUGCGGCAAUGGGCCGGGCGGCGCUGGAGGGAAGACUUAGGGUGGUUCUACCCAACGACUACAUGGAGACGAUGAAAAAGGCGGUUGUCGCCAACGUCCAGGAAACACUGGCGGUGGUCAAGUCUGCGAUGGAUGAGAAUUGCCAGAGGCUUGAGACUUUGAAAGCCGACAUCCUGGCAGCCGUGGAUGAGAAGCUGUCUGGGAGGAUACAUGUCGGCCAGGUUCCGGCCCCGCGACACAACCCGCCGUCUGCCCCGCAUUUCUCCCAACCUUUCACGUGUGACAACUCCCCAGAUGCAGCGCUCGCGGCGGCCGCGAACAUGGUCGAGAGAUGGGGGUUUGCAGGCCGACAGGAGAUGUUGGAGUCGGAAAGACGUACAGAGACGGGAGGGGAACACACCAGCGUUGAAAGGGAGGCGCAGAUGGGACGUGGCGAACCCACGGCGGUGACCAGUGUCGGGCGGGCUGACAAGGAUGGAGAACGUGCUAGUGAGGCUGCGGAGCAACAGCGGCGCAUGGAGGAAGCAGAGCGGCAGAGAGCACUCGUCGAGGAGCAGCGUACUGCCAGAGAGGCGAAAGAGGCGAGGCUAAGAGUUGAGCAUGAACGUGCGGCGGCGCAGAGGCGCGCAGCGAGGGCGGCAGCACUUUCGAUGGCAGAGUCAAGGCGCAAGCGCCUUGAGGAGGAUGCUGCACGGGAGAGGGCAGACGCGGAAAGACGGCAAAGGGAAAUGGAGAUUGAGCGAAAGCGACUUGAAGACGAGCUAGAGCGUUUGGCAAAGGAGGACGAGCAAGAGAUCACGGCAGAGGAACGGAUGCAAAGCGAUCACGUGGCGGAUCCGGGUGUAACAGCUACUGACAGUUGCAAUGUAGAGGGGCCGCGAGAACGUACGGUGGAGGAUUCGGAGGGAGUUGUGGAAGGGGGUGUAUCUGCACGAGAAGCACCCGCACCACCAGCCCUUUUUACGAGGACGAUAACAGGAUCCCUCUCUGGACGGACAGCACAACGUGGUAUCACGAUCGCCACCUCCAUGGUAGAGAGAGCUAGGAUGGCGCGGCAGAUGGAUGCGCAGUCUACGGAGGCGGUAGCUGGAUCUACCCCACUGUUGCAUUUCGACGUGCGAGAAGGCACAAAUUGGGGUACCGCAGGAGACCAAAUCGAGGAGUAUACUGGUGUGCCCUCGAUUGCGGCAGAUCAAGCCACAUUACCACGCCGGGAAGCCGUAGAAGCUGAAGGGCGCAGAACACCAAACCUGGAUAACGUGCGGUCUGUAGUCGAAAUUUUUGCAGAAGAGGACAGCUGCGCGCGAAUGCGCAUGGAGAGGGAGCAAAGGCGUGCAGGGGCUGCGGAAUACAGAGCGCAGAAAUCUGCAGAGAUGCUGGAGCGAGAUGCAGGAGCUGGGCAGAGUCAAUGCGAAGAUGCUGGGUGGAUCACGAUGAAUGUGGAUCGUACGGAGAGGGGGGCAGAUGGUGCUUUACGAGUUGUCCAUCACAAGGAACUGAUGGUCACCCAAGCCGCAGAUGGUGACCGGAGACGUCAACGCGUACAAUCGGAGAGUGACGCUGAAAGGCCUGCAGCGAAGAGGCCGUGCCCUUCCAACAAUUCACAGCCAGGGGAUGCGGGUGUGCAUGUAGUAGACGCAACGCGGGGUGGGGUCGAUUUGCCCGCCAUUGGGUCCGGUGUUCUACAGGUGCUGCAAGCUGGCGACGCUGAUGUAGAGAGGGCCGACGAUGAUUCACACGAGCAGCCAGUUCCUGAGGCGGACGACGAGGGUAAGAGACCUGGAGUGCAUCGGCCGUUCAAGGCGCCGGGAUUGUUCGAGAGAAACAAAAACGAUCCUGAGAAGAUGCGGUACACAUCAGAGCAGACGUUAGGGGGCAAGAAGCGGAACAUGGGGUCGCAUAAGGAGGCGUGGAGUAGAAACUUCACCGUAUGUGUUUGCUGGCUGGCGUACUUCCCGGAUUGCAACUUGUCGUCUUACGGGAUCCCCGCCACAGAUAUUGAAAGGUGGCGCGAUGAACUCCAAUUUGCGGUAUCUCUGCCGACUGGCGUGUGGAGUGUCAUCAACGAGCUGUCGCUGGACAGAUAUGCCAAGUGA
This is a messenger RNA of Closterium sp. Naga37s-1, 5814 nucleotides long. NCBI's taxonomy places the organism in Eukaryota, Viridiplantae, Streptophyta, Zygnematophyceae, Desmidiales, Closteriaceae. The record is from the annotation of a GenBank genome assembly.